AUGGUAUCCGAGAGCUGUCCAUUAACACUUAGCGUACAUAAGGACAAGGAAAAGCUAUUUGAAGAUUUAAACGGAAAUCACAAAAUUGGUACAACAAACAAAGGGAUAGGGCCAUGUUAUGAAGAUAAAGUUGGAAGGAGAGCUAUACGCCUUUGUGAUUUAGAAAACGCAGAUGAGCUCAAUAAAAGAGUGGAUACUCUUCUAAAUUACCACAAUGCUAUCAGACAAGGCCUUAACUACCAGAUGGUUAAAAAAGAAGAAAUAUUAAAAGAAAUUCAAGGGAUUUUAAAAAAAAUUCUUUCAUAUAAAAAACCUGUGUGGAGGAUAUUAAAUGACUUUGUGAAAGAAGGUAAGAAAAUAAUAUUUGAAGGUGCUCAAGGCACAUUUUUAGAUAUCGACCACGGAACUUACCCCUUUGUUACUUCAAGUAAUACUGUAGCGUCGCAAGCAAUAACAGGCUCAGGAUUAUCCUCCAAUGCUUACAUUAUUGGUGUGGUAAAAGCUUAUACAACAAGAGUAGGCAAUGGUCCAUUCCCUACUGAGCAAAAGAACGAGAUUGGAGAUAGCUUGUUUACUAUAGGUAAGGAGCUUGGAACAGUGAGCAAUAGAAGAAGGCGCUGCGGAUGGUUUGACGCAGUUUUAGUGCGCCAAGCUGUGCAACUUUCUGGAGUUUCAAGCAUUGUAUUAACAAAAUUAAAUGUGCUUGAUUCUUUUGAUACAAUUAAAAUAUGCACUAGUUACAAGUAUAGCGGGAAAAUGUAUGAUUAUUUACCCGCAUCGCAUUCAAUACAGGAGGAAUUAGAGCCAAUAUAUGAAGAGUUUUCUGGCUGGAAAGAAAAUACUCAAGAUGAAGCAGUAACAGAGUCUGCUAAUAAGAGCUUUAAGGACGAUAUAAAUAAAUGCAUAGAGUUGGCAGAGCAGGGGAAAAAAGCUGCAAGUAAAUAUUUUGAGAUGAAAGACGUAGAGCUUCAAGCUUAUUACACAGAAACUGAUAACGCUCAUAGAGUUUUGAAUGUUAACCUUAUUAAUUACAAUAGAAGUGAGCCAACAAGAAUUAGUGACAUUUUACAGCAAGAGAAAGAUAUUAAAGAAUUGAAUAUCUAUUGCAAUAAAAAACAUGAAAUAUACGCUCAUCAAGAAGAUAAGAAAAGAUAUUAUGAAUUUAAAGAAGGCGCAUAUUAUGAAAUGACAAGCACGUGGCCUGUAGAGAAUGGAUCCAGAAUGUGUACCAUGAUUAUGAAUGUGAGUAGUAGCGGCAUAACUGAAGUACUAAAAUUUGAUGGUGAAGAUUUUGUGUCAUCGGAAGAGAUCCUAGAAUUAAUAAAGCAAAACGAUGAAUUAUAUAUUCAAGGCCUCGUCUUACAUGAUGCUGUAAUGAAAUCACUAGAAAAGGGUAAGGCUGCUGAUGUUAUAUCUACUGCUAAUAAUAAUUUUCAAAAUGAGUCUAUGGCGGCCUAUCAAGAUAAGGAACCAGAGGGGAAAUUAGACCCUAAAGUUGAUGAUGACAACAUCCUUCAUCCUUCUCCUUCCAUUAAUAGCAAUGUAUUGAUUCAAACAGAAGUCAAUUUACAGCACACUGAAACUCAACCAGAAGUUGCUUCACAACAAAUAACUGAUUUACAAAACAGGUUUAGAAAAGAAGAGCAAAAAAACACAAAAUUGCAAACUGAACUUGCACAAAAAGAUGAAGAGUUAGCAAGCGCGUUAGCAGAGCUACAAGGGAAAGCACAAGAACUUAAAAGUGAAGAAAAGUCUGAUUUAGAGUACAAGUUUGAUAAGUUGGAACGCUCUAAUAAGGAUAUAGAGGAAAAUAAAGAACGGUUUUCAAAACAAGUAUUAGAUCUGCAAAAAGAUUUAUCAAGAGAUAAACUUAAAAAAAAGAAGCGAGGAUCAAAGGCAGAAAUAGAUGAAAUAUGCAAGGAGUUAACACAGCUCAAAGAAAACCUGAAGACUUUUCUCAACUGGAAAUUCUUCCUCAUUCCUGAGGAAGAAUUUAAAAGUGUGCAUGAAGAAAAAAGAAAGCUGGAGGACAAGCUGAAAGGUGUUAAUACAGAAAAGAAGGAAUUAGAAAACAAAUUAAGAGAAUUUGAAAAAGAGAUAGACCAAGCAGCACACAUAAUGAAGGAAAAGGAGCAGUUUAAAAUAUCAAAUGCUACGGUUGGAAAAUGA
This is a messenger RNA of Parnassius apollo (apollo), 2169 nucleotides long. The record is from the annotation of a GenBank genome assembly. NCBI's taxonomy places the organism in Eukaryota, Metazoa, Arthropoda, Insecta, Lepidoptera, Papilionidae.